AUGAUCUCUGAGGCUGACAGACAGGGAGCAGUUAGACCCAAGAGGUCACCGUCAGACGGGCACAGGGAUAGGGACAGGGACCGCAGCCCCAGACGGAGAGCAGAAGCUGACCAACACUAUUUACAGGAGAGACAUCAGGAGGGCAUCGACGACCUCCCUGCAGGGAAGAAACAAAUGAUGGAGAAGUUUUUCACUCCUGUUCAUAGUCCUCCUCCAGGUGGGAUCACAUCACAGAAGCACCGCCAUCACAACCCCGAUCAUCACCACCAGCACCAGGAUCAAGAAAGGGAGACACACAGGUAAGAUCACUUUUGAAUUUCCCUUUUAUUAAAGUUUCCUUUUUUAAACAGUAAUGAGGAAUGCACAUUUGAUGAAGACUACAAUUGAGUGUGGGAAUUGGAUGAAUACAUCUUUAGGUCAUGUCACCAUAUCAACUACAGCAGGUCACGGGACAAUGAUAGAGGCAGCAGUGAACGCCACGGUCACCACCAUCACCACGGUAACCAUCUCCAAGAUGACCAGGAGCAAUCCCAUAGACGUCACCAUCAUCCUCAGCACCUUUAUCACGACAACGAAAUGUCGGACCACCACACCACCGUCACCCUCUCCAGAGCAUCUUCCUCCUCCCUUUCAUCUUCCUCCUCCUCCACCGACUCUUCCACCGAAUGGUCCUCUGAGGCCGGCAUUGACGACAAGUUCUCCCUGAAGCAUGCCAGCCGGCCGCAACAUACCAUGUCCUGCUCCAACAUUGCAGGAGGACGACAGUUCCGGGAGGAUGACAGUGAGCUUCAGGUGUGCGCCACCGUCAAACAGGGGCGAAUGCAUGGAGGAGGAAACCCUGGGACACACCAUCGGGCCCAGGGGAGGGGAGGACACGAGCCCAGCUACUCCGAGCUCAACCGGUGCCACAGCCGCAGUGAAGAGGGGCUGCUGCAGAACACAGGCACUGACAGAGGGAAAGCACGGACACCCCCACACCUGAAGCACGGACCCCUCUACAAGACAGCCAGCCUGGGCCGGAGCCUGGCCUUCAGUGAAGAGGUCCUGGCUGGGCCGAAGAGGGCGGUGUCCUCUAUCCAACUCCCCAGUAAAGGCAUCCUGAAAAACAAGGAGGCUCCGCGGGACAUCCGCAAGGCCAAGUCCAUGGAGGUGCUGUCCCCCCGGGUGGCAGGCAAGGAGGCAGGGCCCAAGGGGAAGCAGGAUGUGGAGGCUCUGAAGGACGCAGCCAGGCAGAGCAUGGUGAAGGGGAAGAUACAGUUCUCUGCUUUCCUGGAUGAGAUCACUAAACAGGUCAUCAGCCCCGCCCGUCUCAAUACUCUGGGGGUCCCUGUCGAGACCGUAGGACUGGGUCCAGCCAAAGCCCCAGCAUCCCCCAAAUCUCAACUGAAAAGUCAGCCCCAGCUUCCCACGAAAAAGCAGGGAGAUGGGCAGGGGGAGGAGAGGGAGACAGUUACUAAACCGCAGGCUCUGCCUAGGAAACUGAGGAAUGACUCUGACACACGGUCACGGAAAAUAUCUCUCCCUGCAAAGUUUGGGUAUGAAAGCAAGAACCACACUCCUCGUCUAGGCAGCCCCCCAACCCGCCACUCCAGCCAACCCUACCCACCCCACCCACCAGCUGGCUAUGAAGACCAACCAGCCUCCCUGCCUGACUUCCAGGGUCCUGUCGGUAAUAGGCAUGGACGGUACGGCCCGCUUCUUACAGACGGCACUGUCUGCUCUAGCCCUGAACCCAGCCAUCACAAACACUGGAGCUACAAACACCUUGACCAGAGCCACAGGCCCUGCCAUAGCCCACCUUCAUCUCCACACACCCAGCAACCCCAGCUACCCCACCGCACCCCGAUCCGCACACACUCCCCUCCUCCAGUGCCAGGGCCCGAGUCGGAGUCUCCCUCCAGCAAGUCGGACUCGUCCCGGAACAGAGACCGAGACACGGCCAGCCCCAGCUCCGAGCAUAGCCACAACCGGUCAACCUAUCGCUGGCGUCCUAAGCCACACAGGGUGAGUCUAACUGAUGUCAACUACAGAUGUAGGAUCUGAAUUUGAGCCAGUUUGCUACAGCAGGAAAAUAAUCCUGCAGCAACAGGAAAUAUCAAUUAUUAUAUGGAUUAUAAUUAAUGGACGUUUUUGUAGUGGUUGACACAUUUUUCGUUAGGACAAAUCAAGUCUGAAAUUUCAAAGUGGAAAUUACAAAUUUUAAAAGCUGUUUUAAAACACAAAUACACUACAAGUUUGCAUUUCCUGCUGUGCAGGAUAAUUCUCAGCAACAAAAGAGUGAUCAAAUUAAGAUCUUACAUAUGUAUGCUGGUGGAGUGAAAUGGUCUAAAUACGUACUAUAGAUAGUAGGUCCUAGCUGUAGAGUUAGGUAAAUCAUGCAUUGAUGUCAAUUAGGAUUUGUCCCAAAAUUCUUUAAAGGUCUUAAAGUGAUUCAAACCACACUGGGAGUGUCAGUUAGUGUCCUAAACCACAAAGCAGCAGUUAUAUAAAGAUAACUCAAGCGUCAUCCUCUGUCUGUGACGCUUGUCCACAAUGAACCAUAUUAGGUAACAGGCAACCUUUAUAGGCAAUGUGUUGCAUUGGGAACAACCCGCUACCCAACCCGAGAGUGCCUGAGUGCCAGCUAGCACAGAGAGUGCCUGAGUGCCAGCUAGCACAGAGAGUGCCUGAGUGCCAGCUAGCACAGAGAGUGCCUGAGUGCCAGCUAGCACAGAGAGUGCCUGAGUAACCCUGCUGUGGCUCUGGCUUUAUUAACCUCACUGACGCACAAUCAAUAGCUUUUCCUGAAGCGUAUGAACUAAAGUUCAAUAAUCAAUUCCUUUGGCCCUGUUAUGUCCCUAUCAUUCUCUCUGCCCUUUUCAUCUCUGUCCAAAAAACAAUCAAUUCAGUUUAUGAAACUUUAUUAGAAAGUGAAGAAACUGCAGUGUACAUUGUCAAUGCUCAAAGUAACAAUAUCCAAAGCGAAUGAUGUAUAUGGUAAUGAGUCAAAUAAUAACCAAAUAAAAAAACUGCUGAUGAUAACACUACUGAUACAACUAAUAUAACUGUAUUGAAAGUUAUUGAAUUAUAAAAUAAUUGACAGUUAUCUCUAAUCUUCUCUUCUCUUUUGCUGUCUCUCUCCAAAGGCCUUGACGGGUGACAUAGGCGAACUCCAGUGAGUGUGAUUUUUUCCCCCUUCUUUCUCCUCCUCUCCUGUCUGUUCAUCGAUGCACUUUAAAGAACAUCCUUUUUAUUGUGAAAGGUCACUGAAUAUCAAUUCCACUAAUGGCUUCCAAAGCUCUCUCAUCACCUCUAUCAGUAAAGAUGGAUGAAGAACAAGCUGAAGGAGAAAUGUGUGUAAACAAUGGUACAACGCACAGCGUUCAUUCUGGAUUAACUAGGCUAUGUGAAAUGUAACAUGUCUAGAAGCUGACCUGAGCUACAUCCAUAGCAUCUAAUGUGCUAAAAUGGCCUUAGGAAAUGUGACUGUGCAUUUUUGUAAUACAAUUCCAUCUCCCAUGACCCUCCUGUGUGUAAAUAGGGCACUGCAGGAGGAAAAUGCUGAGCUGCACCAGAACCUGAUGCAAACAGUGGUCUGCAUCGAGAGCCUGGAGGCGGAGCUAGCCAGGGCCAGGGAGGAGCUUGGCCACAUGAAGGAGAAGUUCAAGAGGUCAGAGCUCAUGAUAAUAUAAUGACCGCUAUAAUGUAACAUAGUAACAUGAUAAUAUGAUGACGGCUAUAGUGUAACAUAGUAACAUCAUAAUAUGAUGACGGCUAUAAUGUAAAAUGGUAACAUGAUGUCAUGGUGUCAGUGUAAUGCGGUAGACGAAGUCAGGCGCAGGACACAGAACUAAAUGAAAACGUAACUUUACUGAACACGUAAAGAAACAAGUAAACCUCCACGCAGGGAGGAACAAACCCACUCACCAACGACACACAAAACAAUAAACAAACACGCACAGAGCACAAUGGGAGCCACAGGGUUAAAUUGGGACGAAGUAAUUACAAGAUGGGAAACAAUCAGACAACAACAGGUAGAACAUAGAAACAUAGAACAUAGAUCGGCAGCAGCUAGUACUCCGGUGACGACGAACGCCGAAGCCUGCCCGAGCAAGGAGGAAGGGCAGCCUCGGCAGAAUCCGUGACACAUGAUCAAUAUGAUGAAGGCUAUAAUGUAACAUAGUAACACGAUAAUAUGAUGACGGCUAUAGUGUAACAUAGUAACAUGAUAAUAUGAUGACGGCUAUAGUGUAACAUAGUAACAUGAUAAUAUGAUGACGGCUAUAGUGUAACACAGUAACAUGAUAAUAUGAUGACGGCUAUAAUGUAACAUAGUAACAUGAUAAUAUGAUGACGGCUAUAGUGUAACAUAGUAACAUGAUAAUAUGAUGACGGCUAUAAUGUAACAUAGUAACAUGAUAAUAUGAUGACGGCUAUAGUGUAACAUAGUAACAUGAUAAUAUGAUGACGGCUAUAGUGUAACAUAGUAAUAUGAUGACGGCUAUAAUGUAACAUAGUAACAUGAUAAUAUGAUGACGGCUAUAAUGUAACAUAGUAACAUGAUAAUAUGAUGACGGCUAUAGUGUAACAUAGUAACAUGAUAAUAUGAUGACGGCUAUAGUGUAACAUAGUAACAUGAUAUAAUAUGAUGACGGCUAUAGUGUAACAUAGUAACAUGAUAAUAUGAUGACGGCUAUAGUGUAACAUAGUAACAUGAUAAUAUGAUGGCGGCUAUAGUGUAACAUAGUAACAUGAUAAUAUGAUGACGGCUAUAGUGUAACAUAGUAACAUGAUAAUAUGAUGACGGCUAUAGUGUAACAUAGUAACAUGAUAAUAUGAUGACGGCUAUAGUGUAACAUAGUAACAUGAUAAUAUGAUGACGGCUAUAAUGUAACAUAGUAACAUGAUAAUAUGAUGACGGCUAUAGUGUAACAUAGUAACAUGAUAAUAUGAUGACGGCUAUAGUGUAACAUAGUAACAUGAUAUAAUAUGAUGACGGCUAUAGUGUAACAUAGUAACAUGAUAAUAUGAUGACGGCUAUAGUGUAACAUAGUAACAUGAUAAUAUGAUGGCGGCUAUAGUGUAACAUAGUAACAUGAUAAUAUGAUGACGGCUAUAGUGUAAAGUGCGUCAAUAACAACAAUAAUCAUUGUAUAAUACUGUAGUAACAAUGCUUGCUCUUGUCCUUGUAUAUCUUUGGUGUGAUUACAAUACAUCUGCCACUCCCUUUUCAAGUUACUGUGAGUACCAGGGAAGGCAUGCAGCACAUCUAGGCAUGCCCUAUAUGGUUUACAGAGUACACUUUAUGAAACUCUUAUUCUGUGGAACCUGUGAAAUAGCCCUUAGGGCUUUUUUCCCCUACAUUUUUUCUUGGAAGGCAAAUUCCACUGAUCAAUAGCUCCGUGUGACUGAUUGGUGUGGUUAAAUUGAGUGGUUCUCUGCCUGCCAGCUGUAUGGUCUGAUCUACUGUUAGGGUCAGAGGUCAGAUGGUCUCAUGACCAGGGGCCUAGGAGUGGGUGGGGGUUAUAGCAUACAACAUGGUCCCAGAAUUCAUAGCCACACCCUUGCUUAUGAUGCUGUGUCUCUCUCUGCUGCAGGCUCCAGGACACACACACAGGUACCCAGCACACCAACAGCCUUCUGGGGGAGCAACUGCACUCAGCGGUAAGAAUCAGGUUAAACAUGAGAGACGGAGAGACUAAGACAGAGACUGAGAGACAGAGAGAGAGAGAUGGGGAGAGACACUGAGGUUAUGUUAUCUAGGGCCAGAACCUGACCAGGUAAAACUGUGGGCCCUGGCCUAUAACUCGUUUUUCCAGGUCAGGUCAUAUGGUUAAGAAAGACUCCUGCCACUAAAUAAACUCAUACCCCCACCCAGGCAUAGAAACAUACACUGCUCUGAAUAUCCUUCUCCCGCUCUGUCACCUCUACAACACACAGUGUUGUGUUGAUUUAUGUCCUCUGCUCCGUUCUGUCCUUGAAGACUGAGAGCACAAUAAGUACUACUGCUAUAUCAUCUCUAGAACAUGUUGAGUCAUGUCCUGAAUAUGUACUGAAUAUGUUGAGUCAUGUCCUCUGCUCUAUCCCUGCAGACCGAGAGCCUUAGCUCUGAGAGGAAAUAUAUGGUGCAGCGUAUCACCAUUCUCAGCACAGAGCUGGAGCAGGCCAACGCCACCAUCGCCUCUCUGGAGAACAUCAAUGUGAGCACAGCACCAUCUACUGAGCAAUACAUGAACCAAAACCCACACUAGCUUUGUUUCACAUACUGGCAACAGAAAGAGUGGUGGAAAGACAAUAGGAUGAUUUUGUAUUUGUAAAGUUGAUAGUGGCCUUACAUGAAAGUACUGUAUCCAUAAUCUCCUCAACUCAUGUUCCGCUCAUUGCCGCCUACAUGAUAAUGUCUUGUACCUCCUCUACUGGUUUCUCUAUGUCUGUUGUAUUGUAUGAACUGAGAGGAUGUCUGUGCUGUCCUCCAGGUUCCCUGUCUGAUCAAGGAGCUCCUAGAGAAGCACUUUGACUCUGGAGACACUGUCAAGCAGUUCCUGAAGAAUGCCUUGAAAACCGGCCAAUCCACAGGCGACAUUCAAUCACCCGCUCCAAAACUGGAGCAGAAGCCGUCUGAUUGGUCAGGCGCAGGACUGAGGGAGUUUGAGGCGAGUCCACAAAAUGUCACUUCUUUUGUGCCCUGGAAGCAGGAGGAGGGGUUUGGGGUGAUAGGUCAGACAGGAAAUGAGGAUUCUCCCCCGAUGAGUCCCCCUUUCUCCGUCGCUGACAUCAGUAUGGCUAUCUAUAAGAAGCUAGCUGCCAGCCAAGCAACAAGACAGCCCAGGCCUUCCAACUACCAACCUCACACUGACACCCCUCCCAACCCCUACCCUCUGGUGGAGUUGGGUACAGGGGGUGCAGGAGGUGCAGUGGGGGAGGGUUACCUUCUGCCUGCUGUCAAGGGGGGCGUGGCAGGGGCAGGGAGAGCAGCUGAGAGUAAGCAGGGUGCUGUUGUUGAUGUGUCCUAUCUGAUGGCCCAGAGGGUUCUGGAUGAGUUCAUGCACCAGCUGACACACCCAGAGGAUGGGAGUGGAGGUGGGGGGAGGGGGCACAAGGCCAACGGGGGAGGGGGUAGGGGGAACAACUGA
Molecule: messenger RNA, 7112 nt
Organism: Coregonus sp. 'balchen'
Lineage: Eukaryota; Metazoa; Chordata; Actinopteri; Salmoniformes; Salmonidae
Source: the annotation of a GenBank genome assembly